Messenger RNA from Aspergillus novofumigatus IBT 16806, 1934 nucleotides. Its product is annotated as putative endoglucanase. The transcript has a single exon. The record is from RefSeq and is a predicted model, not a curated record. Bases 317 to 1735 code for a protein of 472 amino acids. Gene Ontology annotation, molecular function: hydrolase activity, hydrolyzing O-glycosyl compounds; cellulose binding. NCBI's taxonomy places the organism in Eukaryota, Fungi, Ascomycota, Eurotiomycetes, Eurotiales, Aspergillaceae. Gene Ontology annotation, biological process: carbohydrate metabolic process. Gene Ontology annotation, cellular component: extracellular region.
AAAGUCGGAUCGGCGGGCCGUAGGAGCUUGACAAAGUCAAGCCAGUCUAAUUACUGGUGGUUCCUAGCCAUCAAGAUGAAACAUGGAGGCGCGCCUAUCGCAUACCUUAAUCAACAAUUCAUGAGUGCAUUCACAAUGGCCGUCUUGCGAAUACUCCCCGUUCGCAGAUUCACCCUGCAAGAUGGCGCUUCUGCAAUAUUCCCUUGAGCAGAAUUUCUCCGUCUCCAGUCGGUGAUUCUCCUGGCUCAGGGUAUAAAUACGGCUUGAAGAACGACUGAUCAUCCCAUAUCAAGCCUUCAGACUUCUCAAAACCAAUAUGGACUCCAAAAGAGGCAUUUUGGCCGCUGUGCUGGCCCUACUUCCUCUCGCUUCCGCGCAACAACCCGCCACAAGUUCUGCUGGUAACCCCAAGCUCACAACAUACAAAUGUACCACUGCGGGCGGCUGUGUCGCGCAGGAUACAUCUGUGGUUCUUGAUUGGGGCUCCCACUGGAUCCACACAGUGAAUGGGUAUACAUCUUGCACCACAUCUUCCGGAGUCAACAGCACCCUCUGCCCUGAUGAGGCCACUUGCGCAAAGAACUGCGUGAUCGAGCCGGCCAACUACACCAGCGCCGGUGUGACCACCUCGGGCGACUCUCUGACUAUGUACCAAUAUGUCCAGAACAACGGCGUGUACACCAAUGCCUCGCCUCGCCUCUACCUCCUCGGUCCAGACAAGAACUACGUCAUGCUGAAGCUGCUAGGCCAGGAGCUCUCCUUCGACGUGGACCUCUCCACACUCCCCUGCGGCGAAAACGGUGCCCUGUAUCUCUCCGAGAUGAGCGCCACCGGUGGUCGCAACGAAUACAACACCGGAGGCGCCGAGUACGGCUCCGGCUAUUGCGACGCGCAAUGCCCCGUGAUCGCCUGGAGGAACGGCACCCUCAACACCAACGGCGCAAGCUACUGCUGCAACGAGAUGGACAUCCUCGAGGCCAACUCUCGCGCCAACUCGUACACCCCGCACCCCUGCAGCGCGACGGACUGCGACAAGGGCGGCUGCGGCUUCAACCCAUACGCUCUAGGUCAGCAGAGCUACUGGGGGCCCGGCGGCACCGUCGACACCUCCAAGCCCUUUACCAUCACCACGCAGUUUGUCACCAACGACGGCACCACCACCGGCACCCUGUCCGAGAUCCGCAGACAGUACAUCCAGAACGGCAAGGUGAUCGCAAACGCCGUGUCCUCCGCCGGCGUCAGCUCCAUCACGGAGGACUGGUGCACCUCCGUCGACGGCUCAGCCGCCACCUUUGGCGGACUGACCACCAUGGGCAAGGCACUGGGCCGCGGCAUGGUCCUCAUCUUCAGCAUCUGGAACGAUGCCAGCGGCUUCAUGAACUGGCUCGACAGCGGCAAUUCAGGUCCUUGCAGCAGUACCGAGGGAAACCCGGACUUGAUCAAGGCGCAGAACCCGACCACCCACGUGGUCUUUUCCAACAUCCGCUGGGGUGAUAUCGGAUCGACUUUCAAGGGUUCUGGUGGUUCGGGUACGACGACCACCAAGACUACUACGACAACUACGACUACCUCCAAGACGUCCACCACGUCCACAAAGACUACCACCUCCACUGCGCCCGGGGCCACGCAAACCCACUAUGGACAGUGUGGUGGACAGGGCUGGACUGGGCCCACGGCUUGUGCGUCGCCCUACACUUGCAAGGCUCAGAACCAGUGGUACUCCCAGUGUCUGUAGUCGUUGCUGUAGUUGCAGAUUGCCAUCUAUAUUAUAGUUAGCAAUCGAAAAUAUUUGUGGAAUUUCUGGAAAUUGUGCGUUUCGUAGAGGCUUUAAAGGAUACAUCACUAAAUAUAUAUUUUCCCGCAUGGCAUCGGUAUCGGUGGAAAAGCACCGAAUUUAAGCGUGGCAUGAGUGGAAGGUGACAAGUUAAUCUUGC